GUGUGACUCUGGUCUGAUCUGCAGCCUCUCUGUCCUGCCCAUUGGGGGCGUGGCCAAUAUGUUCAGUGGGCGGGGUUAGUGUGAAUGACUCCAGCCUCCUGUGUGAACUGCAGGGUCAUUAAUCACUCUCAGCUCCAGGCUGCCGGACCGUCAGAACCUCUCAGCUCCAGGCUGCCGGACCGUCAGAACCUCUCAGCUCCAGGCUGCCGGACCGUCAGAACCUCUCAGCUCCAGGCUGCCGGACCGUCAGAACCUCUCAGCUCCAGGCUGCCGGACCGCCAGAACCUCUCAGCUCCAGGCUGCCAAAUCGUCAGAACCUCUCAGCUCCUUGCUGCCGGACCGUCAGAACCUCUCAGCUCCAGGCUGCAGCCUCGUCUUCAUCUUCCUCUCUUCGGUUCCUGAGAUGCACCUCAGAGUUUCCAGCAUGUCGGCUGCUGAGAGGCUGCAGGAAGUUUUCACCAACAGCUCAGAGAGGAACACCACCGGAGCUCACGACUGGACCGAGGUGUACCAGGCGGUGCGGUGGAUCCAGCUCGGCAUGGCUGUGCUCAGUAUUCUGGGCUCCGGCUCCAUCAUCGUCUGCGUGAUGCUGCAGAGACUCAGCCGGACGCCCGAGCUGCAGCCUCUGUUCCUGCUCAGCGUGUCGGACCUGCUGCUCGCUCUCUGCUGGCUGAUCGGAGCGGCUCUGUUCUCUACACACUGCAGCAGCCUCAACAAACACUGCUACCACCUGCACACUGUGGAGCAGAUUUUCUACAUGGCCUCCUUCUUCUUCACUCUCAACUAUGUGUGGAACUUGUACACAGCAAUCAGAGAGAAGUACCACAGCUGCAGCAAUGGAUACCCUGUACAGUUCUCCAACAGAGUCAGCACCGCCGGCAAAAUCCGGGCUCUGCUGUCAGGGCUGAUUCCUGUGAUGCUGAUGACGCCCGUGUUCGUACAAGGAAACAUCAGCCAGUGUCAGGCCAACUCCAGCGAGCCGUACAGGUGUCUGCUGAUGCACACUGGAGCGCUGUUUCGUACCUCAGAGCAUCAGCAGCCAAUCAGAAUCUGCAGACAGCUGCGUACCUACUGCAUCGCCAUCUUCCUCGCCACCUUCUUACUCACACUGCUCAGCAUCAUAGUGCUGAUGGUGAAGGCCCGUCGUAUUUACAGGCGGGUGGUGACAUCACAUGGUUACCUAGGCAACGAGCAGCGGACGGCCUUCCGCGUGAUGGACCGACGGAUGCUGCUGUACCCGCUGGUCUUCAUCCUCUGUUGGGGUCCAGCUGUGAGUCUGGCGUUCCUCCUGGAGGUGAAGCCCUCGGCCGGGCAGGGCUGGGCCGUGGUCGCUCUCUACAUAUCGCAGGCGUUCACCUCGGCCUCUCAGGGGUUCCUCAACUGUCUGGUCUACGGAUGGACUCGUGCUCGUCUCCGCCGAGCCGGCAGGAUGGUUUUAUCUCGAGACGUGGACACUCAGACGCCUCUGCUGAGGUCGCAGACGACGAGAGGCUACCAGACGCUGCGCACCGUCGGCUGACAGGCGGAGGAGACGUGACAAACUGAAAGUGAAGUGAGCAGGUGCUUUCUGUCCUCACAGAGAGUCUGAACUCUGACUAUCAGUGAGAGGGAAAACACCGAGCUUGUGUCUCUGCAGAGGACGCUGAGGUCCACCUCUGAUCCUGAACCACUGAGGCGAGAGAAAAGGGAAGAAGGAGGAGGAGGGGGAGUUUACAGCAGGAGGAAGUGCGACGAGGGAAACAGGAUUUGAAAAAGACGAAGCUGUAUUUAAUGUGCAGCACCAAACCUCACAGGUGGACUGAAGUUAUUUAUAGUUUUACACCAGAGAACGACUUUUUAUGUUGUGAUCACACGGUCAAGUUACUGAAGCUUCCUUCAUCCUAAAAGUUCAGGGAAGGUCGACUUCUAAAAAAGAAAGUUGGUCUGUAGAUUUGGGGAUACUACAGCCAUCCUCCUCCUCCUCCUGAUGAUAUAAAGUCCUCCUCUCCUCCUCCUGAUGAUAUAAAGUCCUCCUCUCCUCCUCCUGAUGAUAUAAAGUCCUCCUCUCCUCCUGAUGAUAUA
Messenger RNA from Acanthopagrus latus (yellowfin seabream), 2061 nucleotides. RefSeq names its product transmembrane protein 116 (gene tmem116). Gene Ontology annotation, cellular component: plasma membrane. The coding region runs from base 404 to 1519 and encodes 371 amino acids. Gene Ontology annotation, molecular function: G protein-coupled receptor activity. Gene Ontology annotation, biological process: adenylate cyclase-activating G protein-coupled receptor signaling pathway. The record is from RefSeq and is a predicted model, not a curated record. The transcript has 11 exons. Lineage: Eukaryota; Metazoa; Chordata; Actinopteri; Spariformes; Sparidae.